Fonsecaea multimorphosa CBS 102226 is the source of this 258-nucleotide messenger RNA. RefSeq lists its product as uncharacterized. The record is from RefSeq and is a predicted model, not a curated record. The transcript has 2 exons. Bases 1 to 258 code for a protein of 85 amino acids. Gene Ontology annotation, molecular function: heme binding. Gene Ontology annotation, cellular component: intracellular membrane-bounded organelle; membrane. Lineage: Eukaryota; Fungi; Ascomycota; Eurotiomycetes; Chaetothyriales; Herpotrichiellaceae.
AUGUCUAAAACCUUCACCACUGCCGAUGUGGCCAAACACACUGCCACCGCCAGCGAUGGCAUGUACAUCAUCAUUGAUGGGUCCGUCUAUGAUGUGACAAACUUCGUGGACGAGCACCCUGGUGGAGCCAAGAUUUUGAAACGGGUUGGUGGGAAAGAUGCUACAAAGCAAUUCUGGAAGUAUCACAACGAAUCCGUCCUCAAGAAGUAUGGGCCCAAGUUGAAGAUCGGCUCGAUCGGCGAGAAGGCCAAGCUGUGA